Parnassius mnemosyne (clouded apollo) is the source of this 1617-nucleotide messenger RNA. NCBI's taxonomy places the organism in Eukaryota, Metazoa, Arthropoda, Insecta, Lepidoptera, Papilionidae. The record is from the annotation of a GenBank genome assembly.
AUGACGUCUAAAAUCAACGCGAAAACUACCAAUAGCGGCCACAAGAUGCCGGCAAUAGUAACAUGUUACAAAUGCAAAAACAUAGUUGACAAAAAACAAACUGCGUUAUGUUCAAUAUGUAAAAACAGGUAUGAAUUAGAAUGUGAUGGAUAUCCGGAAAAAACAUACCGCCUAUUGGAUCAGGCAGCAAAAAAGAAGUGGCGAUGUAAAAUGUGUAUUAAAAAUAAAAAAGACAUCAACAGCGACAUGCAUAAUAUCACAACGAGAAAGAAACCUAAUCUCACAAAACAAUGUACUUCGCCUUCACCAGAAAAACCACCAGAAAAAUUACAAUGUUUUGAAUCAUCACAGUUAUCGGACCAGAAUACUUCUUACGUGCUGGAUUCUCACAUACUUACCGACUACAAUAUAACAGAUGAGUCAUUUACCACGCCUAGUAAACUGUCGAAAAGUGUAGACGGGACCGUUACUGACAUAACAUCAAUCUCAGAUAUGAAAAUAACGGUAUCUCAGUUAACCUGUACACUUGAAAGUACUCAAAAUGAAUUAGAAAAUUUGAUAUUAGAAAAUAAUGAUCUGCACAGACAAAUACAUAAAUUAACAUCGGAAAAUAAAAUUUUAAAAUCACUCUGCCAUUCUCCUACAGCAAUAGAAGGUAGUCCUGGAAUUUUUAAUAAAAAUAAGAAGAAAAGAAACUCCUUAUUAAUUCCUAGCGUGUCCUCUGUACCAUCUUCACCAACAAUCAAGUCACACGUCAAUUCUCAUACUAACACAGUAAUAUUGUGCCUGCAACGAAAAAUUAGCGACUUGCAAAAACAACUUAAGAAAGCAGAAAAAGAGAUCACAGGUCUUACGGAAAAAAUAAAGAAUCUGACACAAAAAAUGUACCUUAAAAACUCGAUAAAAAAACUGAAUAAGACCUCAUAUCCAAUCACUGUACAACAUAAACCCGACCCCGUAAAAAAAAUUCACAUUAUCGGUUCCCAACAAUGCGUCGGCCUGGCUGCAGCUAUAUCACAUUCAAGACACAUGACUCAAUACGAAAACUAUAAAGUUACUGCUCAAACGAAGCCAUAUGCACCAAGCUACGAAAUAAUAAAAAACUGCCAAAACAUGACACUAAAACCAGAUGAUAAACUCAUUAUUUGUAUAGGAGAAAAUGAUUAUAAUAUAAGGCUAGUUCUAUCACAACUACAAUUUAUACUAGACACCUUUAGUAAUAAUACGAUAAUUGUGCUAAAUGUUAUUGAAAAUAUGUAUAUAAACGUUAACAAAUUAAAUUAUCUUAUGAGGAAUAUAUGUAAGAAAUAUAAAAAUUGUCAUUUUUUGGAUUGUAAUAACUCAAAUCGUUCGGAAAUUUGUAAACUAAUUAAUUAUGUUGUUGACUGUAAUGAUUACGCAAAAAAAUACUUAAACCCUAUCGAAAUCAGUAAACAUAUACAUACAAGUAAUAAGUCAAGUUUUAAAAUCUUAAUCGAACCCAAAAAAGGUACAAUCCCCUUUUACUUUAAAAAACAAACUGAAAAGUACACAAAACCAGUUGAAAUUUUUAAAAGAGGAACUAUACCAUAUUAUUUUCCCGUAUUAAAAAAGAAUAAUACAUUUUUUCGACCGUAA